AUGGGCCAAAGACACAACAGACGCCGUUCUCGAUUAAGACCAAACCGCAAUCGCAACAUCGAUACCUUCAAUUCCACCCCGAUUGACAGUGAUCCCUUCUCGCGAUCCCUCGCCCCGACCUGGCAUUAUGGAUCCUUGAAUUGGACGCGCGAUCGCCCGCUGCGGUUUGAGACGGAGCAGUGUCGGCUUUUUGGUGGUGAACCCGGGGAUGAUGUUGGGCUUUGUUAUCGCAUGUUGGAAUACUUUGGCGGUCUCGACUACAUCGAUUCUUCACAGUCGAGACUCCCCGGAUGA
Molecule: messenger RNA, 294 nt
Organism: Aspergillus chevalieri
Lineage: Eukaryota; Fungi; Ascomycota; Eurotiomycetes; Eurotiales; Aspergillaceae
Exons: 2
Coding region: 1-294 (97 amino acids)
Source: RefSeq, a predicted model, not a curated record